UACUCCUUUAUGAUUAUGUAUGAUUACUGCAGGUAGCCCUGGUAUAUGGGCAAAUGAAUGAACCACCUGGUGCUCGUGCCCGGGUAGCUCUGACCGGACUGACUGUGGCCGAGUACUUCAGAGACCAGGAAGGUCAGGAUGUAUUGCUAUUUAUUGAUAACAUCUUCCGCUUCACCCAGGCUGGUUCAGAGGUGUCUGCCUUAUUGGGCAGAAUCCCUUCUGCUGUGGGCUAUCAGCCUACCCUGGCCACUGACAUGGGUACUAUGCAGGAAAGAAUUACCACCACCAAGAAGGGAUCUAUCACCUCUGUACAGGUACGAAAAAUGACAUAGAUGAAUAUCUGAUUU
Messenger RNA from Sapajus apella (tufted capuchin), 347 nucleotides. Its product is annotated as ATP synthase subunit beta, mitochondrial. Gene Ontology annotation, molecular function: ATP binding. Bases 54 to 332 code for a protein of 92 amino acids. The transcript is spliced from 2 exons. Lineage: Eukaryota; Metazoa; Chordata; Mammalia; Primates; Cebidae. The record is from RefSeq and is a predicted model, not a curated record. Gene Ontology annotation, biological process: proton motive force-driven mitochondrial ATP synthesis.